Mesocricetus auratus (golden hamster) is the source of this 5716-nucleotide messenger RNA. RefSeq names its product protein phosphatase 1 regulatory subunit 15B (gene Ppp1r15b). Lineage: Eukaryota; Metazoa; Chordata; Mammalia; Rodentia; Cricetidae. The coding region runs from base 413 to 2533 and encodes 706 amino acids. The record is from RefSeq and is a predicted model, not a curated record. The transcript is spliced from 2 exons. Gene Ontology annotation, molecular function: protein phosphatase regulator activity. Gene Ontology annotation, biological process: response to endoplasmic reticulum stress. Gene Ontology annotation, cellular component: protein phosphatase type 1 complex; endoplasmic reticulum.
CCGAGUGCGGCCAUUUUGGGCUUCGCUUCCUCGCUGGCUCGCCCGCCACCCAGCCCUUCCGCCUGCGCGUUUCGCGCCUCGGUGCGGGCCGCGUUCUCCGGAAACGUCACCGCUGCCGCGCGAAGGGUCUGGACUUUGGCGGAGCGGUCUCCCACGAACUAGGACGCCUCCUUCCCCGCCGGGAUGGACGUGGCAGCGGCCGCCACAGCCUGCUUGGGCUAUCAAGCUGUGCGGUGCGCCGUCUGCCACGGAAGCCGCCGCUCCCUGGACCUCCUCUGCCGGCGCAGGAAUCGGCCUGCAGUACCGACUCGGUGGCUGGGCAAGGCUGAGGCUGUGUAGGCCUCGGAUCCCGCCUUCCCUGACGCCGCCGAACCCGCCGAGCUCCUGCCUGAGAACCUGCCAAGGAAAGGAGAUGGAGCUGGGAACGCAAGGGCCUCGGAUAGGCUCCUGGUUCCGGCUGCCCUUCCUUCGGCGAUGGCACGCCUGCUCUUCCGAGUUCCCGACGCCGUCCUCGCGGGCAAACUCCGGGGACCCCGCACUGCCUGCCUCCGCUCUGCCCGAGCCUCGGACCAGGUACUGGGCCAGAUUGCUUUCCCAGCUUUUUGCACUACUCCCUGGCUUGCUCCAGAAGCUUUUGAUUUGGAGCCACCUUUUCGGUGGCAUGAUUGCGACCAGAUGGCUAGAUUUCGUAGCAAAUUACAGCGGCUUGAGAGCCUUGAGAGGAGGGGAGGAAUCUGCCGCCCCCACGAUACAGAAAUCCUUGAGUUCACUGCAGCUGGACUCUUCAGAAGAGUUGGUUGUCAGCCCGCUUGAUUGGCUAGAGGAGGGUCUCCAAUGGCAGUACUCAUCCUCAGACCCGGAAUUGAAAUUGAAAGCCCAGGAAGGCGCUUUGGACUCGACCGCGCACACGUUUGUUCUGGAGCAGCGGCUGUGGGGGAUGGAGCUGUUGCCCGGUAGUCUUCGAGCCGGUCUGGUCUCCCACCGAGAACUUGGCUCUUCUCCCGCCGGGCCUCUGGACACCCGGAGCGUAGGCAGUCUCAAGGUAGUUUCCUAUCUACUGAACCCUUCCAGUCUAGACUGCCUGCCCCAGCUAGAGCUGCGCCGUCCGAACAGCGUUGGAGCUGGCCAACUCGUGGAUUUCCGAACACUAACCCCAGAGAACUGUUGCCGUUUUGAAGAUGGUUGUCAUCCCCAACCACUGCGUGCGGAGAUCUCGGCAACCGCGUGGCAAAGAUGUCCCCCUCUUUCUACAGAAGGCCUGCCGGAAAUCCACCACCUUCGUAUGAAACGUCUAGAAUUCCUUCAGGCUAACAAGGGGCAAGAGUUACCCACCCCUGAGCAAGAUAAUGGCUACCACAGCCUGGAGGAGGAGCAUAGCCUUCUCCGGCUGGACCCACAACAGUGCACAGACAAGCCAGCACAGACGGCCUCUCCUCCUGGAGCCAGCCUGGAGCCCCCUGAGAAAAAGGACUUGUUGAUUCAAGAAGUUUCCCAAAGCCCCCAGGAAAGUAGCCCGCUUCAUCGGUUACCCGUGGAGAAAGAGUGUGAGGAGGACCACGCUAGUGUAGUUGACUGCUCGGCGGUACAGGACGACCUUCCUGUCUCUGCCAGACCAGUUUGUAGCAACAAGCUGAUCGAUUACAUUUUGGGAGGCGCAGCCAGUGACUUAGAGACCAGCUCCGACUCAGAAAGUGAGGAUUGGGACGAGGAAGCUGAGGAUGAUGGCUUUGAUAGUGAUGAUUCCUUGUCGGAAUCAGAGGAGGAACCGGACUCUGACGGGUUUCACCUUUGGAACUCUUUCUACAGUGUAGAUCCCUAUAAUCCCCAAAACUUCACAGCCACAAUUCAGACUGCUGCCAGCAUUGUCCCUGGAGACCCGUGUGAUUCAGGGAGGUCCUUGUCCGCCAACUCUGUAGGGAGUUCUCAGGCCAGACUCCUUCCUGAGACCCCUGGGCAUAGUUCUGGGGAGGAAGAGGACUGGGAGUCCAGUGCAGACGAAGUGGAGAAUCUUAGAUUGUGGAACUCUUUCUGCAAUUCUGAGGACCCCUACAACCUUUUAAAUUUUAAGGCUCCCUUCCAAACGUCAGGGAAAAACUGGAAAGGCUGUCAGGGCUCAAAAGCAUCUUCUGAGGCCAUGGUGACCUUUUCUGGGUGUCACACCUUACUUUCGUGUAAGGUACAAGUGUUAGAGAGCCGAGAAGAUGGUUGUCCAGACUGUGGGCUGGGUGAGGCUCUUUCUGGAGAAACAUACACCCAUAUCAAGAGAAAAAAGGUAACCUUCCUUGAAGAAGUUACCGAGUAUUAUAUAAGUGGUGAUGAGGAUCGCAAGGGACCAUGGGAAGAAUUUGCAAGGGAUGGAUGCAGGUUCCAGAAACGGAUUCAAGAAACAGAAGAUGCCAUUGGCUACUGCUUGACAUUUGAGCACAGAGAACGGAUGUUCAAUAGGCUGCAGGCACACACUUCAGAAGACACACUAUUGCUCAUUGAUGUUAAGACUAGUGAACAGUCCUGGCCUACACUCUCUCUUGCUUGAGAGGUUUCUCUUAAAAACAAAUAUUGGCAGCUGUCCUUGGACAUGUUUUUAAAGAAACAACUUGUAUCUAGUGAUGUAGUUGAAUUAUUUUUUGGGUAAUGUGUCUCAUUAGAAACACCAAAUCUGAUAAUGAAGGAUCUCUAUUUUUAAUCCUCUCUUUUCCUUUUAGUUGGAUGUGGUUUUGAGACAGAGUCUCACUACAUAAUUCUGGUUGGCCUGGAUCUUUGUAGACCAUGCUGGUCUUAAAAUUGGUACCUUCUUGCCUCUGCUUCCUGUGCCACCAUGCCCAGGUGGAUGUGGUGGAUGUGGUUGUAAAUAUCUUCUGCUUCCUUGAGGAUAGGAAAAGGGACUCAGUAAGUCGUUACUUUGCACUUUUAAAACUUUUCUCCUGGAGGUAGAGGACAGGCAGGCUCACAUAGCUGGCUCCAGGCCAUCCAGAGCUGCGUGGUGAGACCCAGUCUUAAAGAACAAACAGAACAAAAGGUCGUUUGUUUUGGUUUUUUGAGACAGGGUUUCUCUGUGUAUCCUUGGCUGGCCUAGAACUUGCUCUGUAGACCAGACUGGGCUCAAACUCACAGAGAUCCACUUGCUUCUGCCUCUCAUCCUGAGAAGUUUCUUUCCAGGCCUGUAAUUACAGUUACUUUGGAGACUGAGGCAGGAGGAGAGAAAAUUCAAGGUCUGCCUGGGCCGCAUAGUGAAUUCAGAGCCAGUGUGGGUAGUUUAGCAAUCCCUUGUCUUUAAAUGAAAAUGGAAAAGGAGGCUGGGAUAUGUUAAACAGCAGAGGGCACUUGCCUACUUGUGCAAGGCUCUAGGUUCAAUCCUCAGUACUGCAUAUUCAGUUUUAAUUUAAAUUAUGCAUACCUAUCUAAAAACUUUGGGUUCUUGUGUUUUUCCUAUUCUAAAAUGAGUGGGCUUUUGUUUUUCUGUAUAUAUGUAUGUGUGUUUGUAUAUUUGAGAUGAGAGAUUGAGGCACAGUCUCAACUGUGGCCUUGAGCUCAUGGCAGUCCUCUUGCUUUAACCUCCAGAGUGUACAUGUAGCAUAUAUAUAUAUAUAUAUAUAUAUAUAUAUAUGUAUGUAUGUAUGUAUGUAUGUAUGUAUGUAUGUAUGUAUGUGCACAUAUAUAUGUAUGUAUGUAUGUAUGUAUGUAUGUAUGUGUAUAUAUAUAUAGACUAUGCUUGCACUUUUUUCCACUUUCAUAGAUUUGACCUAUUUACCUGAAGGCUAAAAUCUAUUGUGCUUGUUAUCAACUUAAAAGACAUUGUUGUAUCACUUGGGAUUUCCUCCCCUGAAUUUAAAGAAUUAGUCUUGUGUGGCCUAGGCUAGCCUUGAACUUAACUUGCGUAGCCAAGAAUGACUUUGAAAGAUCCUCUUGUUCUCUUGUUAGGAAUGCAUAUGUGUUUGCCACACAUCCAGAUCUUUUUCUGUUAUCUAGGUCUAUUUAAGAUAUUUCCAAGGACCACCACAAACCCACAAGUGCAGCACUUUCUUGACUGGGAAAGCUGUGUCAGUGUGCUCUUUACAGACUCACACUGUGAUGCCCAGCUGGCCUGCCAAACUUUGUCUAGCGUGUUUGAUUUCUUUGCAAACUGUAUUUGGAAGGUUUCUGUGUUGUAGUUCCAGUUGAAUGUGGCUCUUUAACUUUCAGUGGGUAGGAAUUGUAAAGCACUCUAGGAAGUAAUCAUUGCAUUGUAGGCAUUCAGUUUUUAAACUUAAAAGCCUAGAAUUUUCCUAGGAGGAAUAUACAGACACCUCAGAAAUUCAGUUUUGUUUUAUGUACUCUUAACAGAAAGCCAGUGUUACUUAUACCCUGCCUCAGCACUGUCACUUUUAAAACCUGUCAUGGUGACACUGUAAACUUGGAUUGGGCAGUUCUGAAUUUUUAAGUGUGAAAUGUCAAAUACAACUUCAAUGUCCAGGUUUAUUGUGUUCUGUCUUACAGAGAAGCAAUGGUGAGGACUGCUCUUUGAGUAAAGCAUAAAGUAUAGCUAGUACAGUCAGAAUAUCUUAGUAACCCAAAGCUUGCUUUUGAAUGUGUGCCUGGUUUAUUUGGUUGGCUUUAUCUGCUGUGUGCAUGCUAGGUUGAGGUAUGUUUUAUCACCUCUUUAGUGGUCAGUCCUUACUCUGUGCCUCCUGCCAUGCGUAGCGGGAACACAAACGAAAGAGAGGUCCACUAAAUUGAUAGUGGGGAUGAAUUUUCCCAGAAGAGCUAGCAGCAUAACUACCUCAGUUUAUGAUCUCCCUGGUUAUUUCCGUUGGACAUGCUCUAAGGUCUGCCCCCGUGGUGAAAAUGUUCAUUCACACUAAGAGUACAGCACCAGAAAAGUUGGUCUUAGUUUUGCAGAACCCUCAUUCUGUGUAUUUUGCACACUUGUGUUUAGUGAACUCCAGAGUGCAUUGCAGUCUGCUAUAGUGCUGUGGAAAUGGGCUAGCUAGAAGCCAUGUCAUUUGGAAAGCAAGCAUGUUAACUUAGGAAGGAAAACCGUCACAAUACAUAGACAUUCUUUUAAAUCCAGACUGCAGCUUAGCAUUUGAUUUCAGAUAUUUAGGUGUGUUGUGUUUCUGAGACCUGGCACCUGUAUAUUUGCAACAGAAUGGGACAUCUUUCUGUCUGUACAUUCAUUGGGUAUUUGAAAAUUGUUUCAGUUUCCACCUUCACUAUCUAAUGAGUAAAUGACUGGUUAAAACACUCUGGUCCACUGCCCGCCUACAUACAGACAUGGUUAGAUGGUGGCAAGGACAAAAGAAGCUUUACAAAUUGACUGAAGGAGAAGAACAAAAUUAUUGUCAUCCCAGUCCCAGAUGUUACAGUCUCUCCCAAGGAAAGAAAACCUCCAAGGCAAGGCAAGUCGUGGAGGUUUUUUAGCUGAAUAUUUUACACAUUCAUGCCUUGCAAUGGUGCUUUAAAGAUCUGUGUAGCUUGUGAGAGAGGCUCUGUAUGGAUGGGGGUCCCCACUUCUGAGUGCUAAGUGGGGCAGCCCUUCAUCUGUAACUUGAAAUCAAAACUGUCAGAAUUAUUUUUUAUAAUUUAAGGAAGGUGAAGUUUGGGAACAAGAUUUUUGAGUUGGCUUCUUCAGAUCAAUAAUUUUAAAUGUACCUAGUGGAGAUUUUAUAGUUCAGAUUAUAUUUGUAUAUAAUUAUUAACUAAUCUGUAAAUUGUAAUAAACAUAUUUGCAAUUAUUAAA